CACUGCGCCACGCUAUAGGCCGUGCUUGCCCCACAUCGGCUUUCUCUAGCAGCGUGUCAGUCGUCGUGUCGUCUUGCGGGGAGCAUGACCCCGGAGAUCUCGCGAGACUGCGGAGAUAUCAAUACUCUGCCAAGGCGAUAGUGACCAGGCGAGAAGUGUAAGAUAUAUAAGAGUCAUUCAUCGACACAAUGUCGACCUGAUGUUCUCUGCAACUCUCACUUGACGUUGGGAAUAGGUCAGCCAGACACUAUGGAUGAAUCGAAGCACAUCGCGAAGGUGGACCACGACCUUGUGGCGACUCAAAUGACCGACUACGACGCGAAGAUUGAUGGGGCCGAACAGGCCGAUCGCCAAGAACGCGAGCAAUCAAUCUGGUCGGCACUGAAACAGCACAGGAAGGCUGUUGCCUGGUCCGCCUUUUUGUCAGCCUCUUUGAUCCUCGAAGGCUAUGACCUCGUGAUCAUCAAUUCGUUCUAUGGACAAAACCAGUUCAUAGAAAAAACGAUCAUCGGUCUGGCCAUCAACGGUUGGGCCUCUCAGCGUUUCGGCUACCGACGCACAAUGUUGGCUGCCAUGGCCUUUAUGGCUGCCGCCAUCUUUCCCGUCUUCUUUGCACCGUCCCUCCCGGUCUUGGCUUUUGGCGAGGUGAUGUGCGGGAUCCCUUGGGGAAUCUUUCAGACCUUGUCCACGGCCUAUGCGGCCGACAUCUGUCCGAUCUCCUUGCGCCCACUACUUACUUCCUACGUCAAUAUGUGCUGGGGCUUUGGUAUUCUUCUCUCCUCUGGAGUGGCAAGGGGCGCCAUCGAUCUGGACGGCUCUCUUGCCUACAAACUUCCCUUCGCCCUGCAGUGGGUCUGGCCGCCCAUUCUGUUCGCAGGCGCCUAUUUCUGCCCUGAAUCACCCUACUGGCUCGUACGAAAUGGCAAACAGGAAGAGGCCUUUUGCUCGCUGCAGAGGCUCUCUGGCAGCGGCGACACCACGCAAGAGGAGCUGCGCGAUCGCUUGGCGCUGAUUGAGCAUACCGACGCCAUUGAGCAGGCUCAAGUUGCCGGAACGACCUACCUCGACUGUUUCCGGGGUGUCAAUCGACGAAGGACGGAGAUCGCCUGCGCUGUCUGGGCGACCCAAUGGUGGUGCGGCAACCCCUUGAUCGGGUUUGCAGUGACUUUCCUCCGCCAAUCGGGCCUGAGCGAGAAGGCUGCGUUUGACUUCAACCUUGGUAUGAACAGCAUGUACUUUGUCGGCACUAUCAUCAGCUGGGGCUUGAUGAGCCGCUUCGGCCGUCGUUCGCUCUACAUUGCCGGCCUCGUGAUCAUGAUGGUGAUCUGCGUGGCCAUUGCCGUUGCUGGCUUCACAGACACCCCAUUGGUGGUCGGCAUCCUCAUGAUCAUACUCAAUCUCGGCUACAACGUGAGCAUCGGUCCGGUAUGCUACUGCAUCGUUGCCGAAAUCGGCUCUGCUCGUCUUCGCCCAAUGACCGUCGUGCUCGCACGGACGACGUACAACCUCACCGGAUUGGUCACCAACACGAUCACUCCGAGGAUGAUUCAGCCCUCCGAAUGGGGAUGGGGCGCUCGCUGCGGCUUGUUCUGGUUUGGAACCGCAGGUCUGUGUCUGAUCUACUGCUUCUUCCGACUGCCCGAGACCAAGGGAAGAAGCUUUGCCGAGAUUGAUCUUCUCUUCGAGAACAAAAUCGGAGCCCGUCACUUUUCCAAAACAAACGUCGACCAAUUCGACAACCACACUUCCUUGGGCGGCGAAGGCGAUCGUCAGGACAGCAGCACCGAGAAAGCCUGAUCACUUCUCCCAGGGCGUCCUGGAUGCUCGUCGACGGAAGGAAGUGAAUGUUACGUCUUGGCCCAAAUUCCUUUUUGAUAGCUGCCCUUGCACACGCUUGUCCUGAUCUUGUUUUUCGCCUCAUGUAUCAGAUACUCCUUCGUCUCGCUUGAUCGUGCCAGAAAAGAUGAAUAGUUUUGCUUAUGAGACC
Acaromyces ingoldii is the source of this 1987-nucleotide messenger RNA. RefSeq names its product maltose permease. The transcript is spliced from 10 exons. Gene Ontology annotation, biological process: carbohydrate transport; transmembrane transport. NCBI's taxonomy places the organism in Eukaryota, Fungi, Basidiomycota, Exobasidiomycetes, Exobasidiales, Cryptobasidiaceae. Gene Ontology annotation, molecular function: carbohydrate:proton symporter activity. The coding region runs from base 250 to 1797 and encodes 515 amino acids. The record is from RefSeq and is a predicted model, not a curated record. Gene Ontology annotation, cellular component: membrane.